Lucilia sericata (common green bottle fly) is the source of this 8474-nucleotide messenger RNA. RefSeq names its product plexin-B (gene PlexB). Gene Ontology annotation, cellular component: semaphorin receptor complex. Gene Ontology annotation, biological process: positive regulation of axonogenesis; sensory neuron axon guidance; negative regulation of cell adhesion. The record is from RefSeq and is a predicted model, not a curated record. Lineage: Eukaryota; Metazoa; Arthropoda; Insecta; Diptera; Calliphoridae. Bases 1198 to 6846 code for a protein of 1882 amino acids. The transcript has 10 exons. Gene Ontology annotation, molecular function: semaphorin receptor activity; protein binding.
GCAAAUAAAGAUAAUGUUUUGUGGCUGGUUUUUAUAAAAAAUAAGUUUUAGUGGAGUUUAAUUUUUCAUAUUUGUUUCUAUAGAAGUAUGUUAAACAACAAUUUUUAAUAAUUUUUGGAAAAUAUAUAACAUAUUUGAAAAAAAAAAAAACGUAAUCACGUAAUUUAAUCUAAAUAAAUUCUCUUUUAAUGUGUAUGUCAACAAAAAUAUAGUGGCUGUUUUUUUAUUCGUAGAGUCAUACAUAAUGUGUAUAUCAUAUUUAUUGAAAUGCUUGAAUUUGGAAAGUGUUGUUGUGAAUUAGUGUGUUUAAAGGAUAUUAAGAAACACCGUUUGGUUGAAAAAUUAAGAGUCGAAAUAAAAUAAGAGCUUUUAAAUUAAAUGUCUGACGAAAACAAAUUGAAAUUUAAUAUAUAAAGAAGAUAUCACAAUACUAAUGUUAUAAGUAACAAAUUUAAGUAUAAAAAAUAAAUAGCGCAUUUUAUGUGUAUGCCUUGUGCAAGCAAUGACAUGUUUUGAGAUAGGAAUUUCAUAAUAAAGAAAAAAAACAAACAAAAAAUUCAGGUUCGUGUUAUAUAUAUUCGGAAAUGCCCUUAACUAAAUUAAAGAUAAUUAUAAAUAUGUCAGAAAAAACUAAACAAGCUAAUAUUAAUAUACAACUUUCAUAAUAGUGCAAAUAAAAAAAAUAUUUAAGAAAUUUUUACAUAAAAAAAGUUAUAUACUUUAAUUUGAGUUAUGAUCUGUAGAAGCCGGCUGUUUAACAUUUGAAACAUACAUACAUACAUAGGAUAUGGAUUUUUCAUUGUGCCGAUUUGCCCUAAAUGUUCACCUUAAGUGUUGACACAAAAAUGUGGCCAAUUUUAUUCUACACCUCCCAUAUACCCUUUACAAAAAGCAAAGACUGAAUUUAUACUCGAAACUAUUAAAUCGUUUUACUGCCACGACAAAAAUUCAAAACACUAAGUAAUAAUGAAUUAAUUGAAUAGUAUUUGAAAAUAACUCAUUGAUUUCUAUAUGCGAUUUCAUAAGGAAAUUAUAUCGCUACAUCAUUACCAUUAUUAAAAAGGGAGUGUUUGCGAAGCAAUAAUAAAACUUUUCAAGAAGUAUUGUAUAUACAUAUAUGCAUUUUAUUAUACAUAUAUAUAAUAUUAAGCGUAUAACUUUUAAUUUAUAUAUGUACAUAAGGAAUUAUUUAGAAAUAUGACAUUUGAAAAUACGAAUUGCUGUAAACACAAAUCGAGUUCAGAACGUUGUAAUCUGAAAGGAUGUCACAGGAAACGAAAGCCUUUAAUUGGUUUAGCCAUUAGAUUACUCCUUUACGGAGUGAAUUGGCUGAUAUUUUGGUCUUCAACACAUGGAGUAGUAAUCGAGUGUUUAGCAGCACAACUUAUAAAUAAUAGAAAUUUUAAUUCUACACAAACUCAAGUAUUUUCAUCUGGCGAAAUAGUGGCCCAAUUUACCCUCCCUCAGAUAUCUGUUGGUCAUGCGGAUGAACAAGCCGUUACUACGGCUGAUGGAUUGCCCGACUCCUCAACAGUUACUUCAAGUAGUGGAAAUUUUUCAACAACGACUUCUUCAGUUGGAUCUUCAUCUUCUACAAAUGCAAAUGGUAGUUUACAAAAUUAUCUCACACAUUUAGCGUACGAUUAUAAACGUAAUGUUUUUUAUGCGGGCGCAACAAACAAAAUUUUACAAUUAAAUGAAAAUCUAAGAGUAUUAUCUCAAGCUUUAACUGGUCCAAAAAAUGAUUCUCCUCAGUGCCAUGCCAGCGGUUGUUCGGAAGAUGUCGAGACUUCGCUUGUAAAUAAUCACAAUAAAAUUCUGAUUGUUAGUUAUUCUCAAGGGGAUGGUAUAUUAAUAGCAUGUGGUAGUGUGCGUCAGGGUGCCUGUGAUAUAUAUAAUUUAGCACGUUUUCCAAAAAAUUCGCGUUUUAUCGAUAUCCCUUUAGCGGCUAAUGAUGAAUUUGCCUCGACUUAUGCCUUUGUCGGCCCAGCAAAGUAUUCCUGGAAAAAAGAAGACAUUUUGUAUGUCGGUACAACAUUUACUAAUGUUGGCGAUUAUAGACAUGAUGUGCCUGCAAUAUCGUCGAGACGUUUGGAAGAUUUGAAUUACGCCGAAUUUGAAAUCAAACAAUCUAUUAUAAAUAUAGAUGUUAAAUACAGAGAUCAUUUUCUGGUCGACUAUGUUUAUGGGUUUAAUUCAUCAGAGUAUGCAUAUUUCACUAUAGUACAGAAGCGUUCCCACUUAGCUGAAGAGGCAGGAUAUGUUACACGCUUGGCGCGGAUCUGUAUUACGGACUCCAACUAUGACAGUUAUACAGAAAUAACUAUACAAUGUUUAGCGACUCACAAUAAAGUUGAUUAUAAUAUAUUACGAGAUGCUAAAAUAACUGAAGCUGGUCAAAAGUUGGCUCAGCAAAUGGGUAUCAAAAAAGGCGAUCAUGUUUUGGUUGCCAUAUUUUCACCAUCUAAAGAAAUUACAAAUCAGCCGGAAGAUAAAUCUGCUAUGUGUAUUUAUAGUCUCAAAGAAAUAGAGGAAGUAUUCAACGAAAAUAUUCAUCUUUGUUUUAAUGGUACAAUAAAGGACCGUAAUUUGGGUUAUAUAUCAGGUACCAUUGAUGAUGGCCGCUGUCCAGGGACUACUGGCAAUGUGUAUAGCUUUUGUAAUGUUGGACUGAAAAUAAGUGGUGUUUCUCCAAUUACUUCGAAUGCAUUAUUUCACUUUGAUAAUGUUUCCAUAACAUCUGUAACAGCAACUACCACUGGACCACAUUCCUUAGCGUUUCUCGGCACAGACAAGGGACAAAUAAAAAAGGUUUUAAUAUCUGGACAUAAUCCUGGAGAAUAUGAAGAAAUAAUGGUAGAUCCUGGAAACCAAAUAUUACAGGAUACUAUGAUGUCACCAAAAAAAGAUUUUCUUUAUGUGCUAUCUAAACGCAAGAUUACCAAACUGCGUAUUGAACAUUGUUCAGUUUAUACAAACUGUUCUUCAUGCCUCGAGUCACGUGAUCCAUUUUGUGGAUGGUGUUCUUUGGAAAAACGCUGUACUGUACGUUCUACGUGUCAAAAAGAUACUUCUGCUGCUCGCUGGUUGUCAUUAGGCAGUGGUCAGCAGUGCAUCGAUUUUGAGUCAAUAUUACCGGAUAAAAUACCUAUUACAGAAGUCUCGCAAGUACAACUAAUCAUUCGCACCCUACCAGAACCUUUCAACGGAAAGUAUCGUUGUGUCUUUGGCAAUUCUUCGCCUAUAGAUGCAGAAGUACUUGAAAGUGGUUUAUCGUGUAUGACACCUCCAUUAUCCCAACGCCCGCUUAUACCACCAAAUUCUGAUCAUGUUUUAGUUCCAUUGUCUGUACACAGCUCGGAGACAAACAAAGAUUUUGUCACGCGGUCGUUUGCCUUUUUCGACUGUUCGCGACAUAAUACAUGUCAAACUUGUGUUCACAGCUCUUGGGAUUGUAAUUGGUGUAUUUAUGAUAAUAAAUGUGUGCACAAAAUGCAGCAAUGUCGGAAUUUGGAAAAUGUUAUUGUUAAGGAGUUGGAAUGUCCACAUUUGAAACACUCCAAAGAACCAAUUUUAAUGCCUGUACGAGUUCCAAAGGAAAUACGUUUUGAAAUUGAAAAUUUGCCGAAACCAAAGAGUGCACACUCUGGAUUUUUAUGCACUGUCCAAAUAGAAGCAGCUCAAAUGUUAUUACCGGCUCGUAUUGAAAACAACAGAUUUGUAGUUUGUGAAAAAACGCCAUAUUUCUAUGAAACAAAUACAUAUGAAUAUCAAGCUAAAGUGGAUAUUACCUGGAAUCGCCAACAUUAUAUAGAUACGGCUAUUGUUACACUAUACAAAUGUGAUGUUUUGGGAUCACAUCGUGAACAUGCUGAUUGUAGUUUAUGUGUAACAAGAGAUCCGAAAUAUCAUUGUGCCUGGUGCGCAAAUACUUGUGUCUAUAACGAAACUUGUGCUGCAAUCACGGCACUAAACAAUGGUGUAGACUUAGACGUAUUAUCUUCUUCUUCGACACCAGUGCUUCCUCCAAACCAUAACUUUGAGUCAAAAUUUAAUGAAUGCCCUAAACCACGCAUAGAUAUGAUAAAACCUUUGUUUGGACCUAUUGAAGGCGGGACUCUGGUAACAAUUGAGGGUAGCAACUUAGGUAUACGAGAAGAAGAUGUAAAGGGCAAGAUAUCUAUUGGUUCUGUGCCUUGUGAAUUGGUCAAUUAUGAAAUAUCGGUAAAAAUUGAAUGCCGCACGGGUGCCGUUAAUCACGAGCUAACUGCACCAGUAAAAGUUUUUAAUGGCGCAGGUUUUACUGAGUCGAGUGUACAGUUUCAGUUUAAGGAUAUACAGUUAAAUGGCUUAACACCUACAGUGGGUCCCAAAUCCGGCGGAACUAAAAUUACUUUAAUGGGAAAAUAUUUAAAUAUUGGUUCUAAUAUACGUGCUUUUCUAGAUGAAUACGAAUGCUUCAUAAAUAUGAUACAGGCAUCAUCAUCACGCCUGACAUGCAUUACUUCGGAGUCAUCACAACCAGAACCAAUUAGAACGUUACAUCUAAUGGUCGAUGGUGCUAAUCGCACAUAUACAUGCCAAAUGCCUCAGCUUCAACAGAACAUGCGCUCUUUAUAUGAUCAACAAAUUUUGUUUCACAAUAACUAUCGUUACAAUUUACCUUCCCUAGCGAUGCCGUGUUCGAUAUUUAAUUACACUCAGGACCCCACCAUAAUGGAAAUUAAACCGCUGCGAAGUUUUGCAAGCGGUGGUCGGCUUUUGACAGUUCAUGGCAUGUAUUUGGAUUCCAUUCAAAAACCUGAACUAGAAGUGUAUUUUGAAAGCGAGCGAUUAAACAAAACUACUUGUGUGGUUAUAAAUUCAAGCCAAAUGGAAUGCCCAUCUCCAGCAGUAUCUCAAAAGUUUCUUGCAUAUAAAACUGCCUUAGAUCAACAGUCGGAAAAUGUAGGCAUUAAUCAAGCUACUGCAUCAUCAGUUUCGUCGGGUUAUAAUGCUCUAAGAAAGCUUGAUAACCCAUACAGCAGAGAUAUGGCCUACAUUUAUAGUACAACUGGUAAUAUUUAUAAUAACAAUGAUGGUUUUUACCAUGCUCAAGAUGUGGCGGCUUUUGUAAAAAUACGCGAGACUCAGUUAAAUCUGCAACUGGGUUUCAAUAUGGAUGAUGUUCAAUGGGUAAGGGACUUAAAUAAAUACUUUCCGAGCCUAAGAAGUACCAUAGUGUAUGUACAAGAUCCGAAGUACUACCCAUUUAAUGAAAAUCCAAAACUUUACAAGGGCGAUACACUAGUAAUUGAAGGAGAAAUGUUAAAUGUUGCUGCAGACGAAUCAGAUGUUAAAGUUACCAUAGGAACAGAGCAAUGCAAUGUUACCAGUUUAACGCUUACCCAAUUACUAUGUACCCCACCAGAAAAACAGCCAGCUCCUACAAAUGAAAAUGGUGUAGAUCAGCUUAAUGAUUUACCGCUUGUUGUAGUAAACGUUGGUCGCAAUAUGCGUUUCGUAAUAGGACAUAUAAAGUAUGAUUUAAUGAAACCGUAUUCAUUUUCACAUGUAAUGUGGGUUAUUAUCUGUACAAUUAUUAUUGUUGUUGUACUUUUAAUAAUUGUUUUAUUUGUAUAUCGACGAAAGACUACACAGGCCGAAAGAGAAUAUAAACGCAUACAAAUUCAAAUGAUUACAUUGGAGAGUAACGUUCGUUCAGAAUGUAAGCAGGCAUUUGCAGAAUUGCAAACUGAUAUGACAGAUUUAACGGCCGAUUUGGAAACAUCCGGUAUACCCACCUUAGAUCACAUUAAUUAUAUUAUGAAAGUAUUUUUCCCAGGUGUAACAGAUCAUCCCAUAUUGAAUUCUCCAAAGUUACGUAUAAAUAGUCCACAUACUAAUUAUGACACUGCCAUGUUGCAAUUUGAGCAACUAAUUAGCAACAAAUAUUUUGUAUUGACAUUCAUAGAAACAUUGGAAGCUCAAAAAUCAUUCAACAUACGAGACAAGGUCAACGUUGCAUCUCUUUUGAUGAUUGUGUUGAUGAACAAAAUGGAAUAUGCUACAGAAAUUUUAAAAUGUCUACUACUUCGUUUAGUAGACAAAUCGGUUUGUAGUAAACAUCCGCAAUUGAUGUUGCGUCGUACAGAAAGUGUCGUUGAAAAAAUGUUAACCAAUUAUAUGGCCAUUUGUAUGUAUGAUUAUUUAAAGGAAUAUGCUGGGUCAAGCUUGUUUUUAUUGUUUAAAGCCAUUAAACAUCAAAUUGAAAAAGGCCUAGUUGAUGCCAUAACUCAUGACGCUCGAUAUUCAUUAUCAGAGGAAAGACUUUUGCAUGAACAAAUACCCCAUUCAGUUGUUAUGCUACAUAUCGUACAAGAUGACUUAGAUGAAAAGGUACAAUGCAAAGUUUUAGAUUGGGAUACGAUAUCGCAAGUCAAAUGCAAAAUUUUGGAUGCCUUAUUUAAAAACACCCCCUUUUCAAUGAGGCCAUCUGUACAUGAAGUUGAUUUAGAAUGGCGUCACGGCCGAGGUGGUCAUUUGAUACUACAGGAUGAGGAUUUAACAACGAAAACUAUUAACUGUUGGAAACGUUUGAAUACAUUAGCUCAUUAUGGUGUUAAAGAAUCGGCUGUUAUGAGUUUAGUUGCCAGACAAAAUGAUAGUUUUAAUAUCCCAUAUUCAAAACAGCAAUCCCAUCCAUAUAACAAUUUUUAUUACAUCAAUAAUUCACAAUCUCAUAUUAUAAUGAACAACGAUAUUGAAUCCGGCCUGCAACAGCCUCGUGUUUAUCACUUAAUAAAACCAUUAAUGCCCGAUCAUUAUAUGAACAUGAAAAAUUCAGCAAUAUCAUCAGGGGGGUAACAACACCAAUAAUUCUGGAUCAGUAUGUGCGACUACUGGUGAACGUACACACAAAACCAUACCUGAAGUUUAUUUGACACGGCUUUUGGCAGCUAAAGGCACUAUACAAAAAUUUGUUGAUGAUUUUUUUGCUACUAUAUUAACAGUUAAUGAAGAAUUACCACCGGCAGUAAAAUGGUUAUUUGACUUACUAGAUGAAGCUGCACGAAGACACGAUAUUUAUGACACUGAUAUUGUUCAUGCAUGGAAGUCAAACAGCUUGCCUUUAAGAUUUUGGGUUAAUUUUAUAAAAAAUCCGGAUUUUAUAUUUGAUGUAAAUAAAACAGUUACUGUCGAUGCCAGCCUGAGUGGAAUUGCCCAAGCGUUUAUGGAUGCUUGCUCAAUUACUGAACAUAGAUUGGGUAAAGAUUCACCAUCCAAUAAAUUAUUAUUUGCCAAGGAUAUUCCUCAAUACCGUAAGAUGGUUAAACAAUUCUACCGAGAUGUUGCUAGACUGCCACAAAUUAGUGAUCAGGAAAUGAGUACUGCUAUGCAGCAAUUAUCCAUACAACAAAAUGACGAAUUCGAUACUGUAGCAGCUCUAAAAGAGCUGUAUAUAUACGUUACCAAAUAUAAUGAUCAGAUAAUAAAUGCCUUAGAAAAUGAUAUAAAUUGUAAAAAAAUGCAUUUGGGCUACAAAUUGGAAAAUGUGGCAUUUACUUUAGAAGGGGAAGAGACUUCUGCUUGCUGACACUCGUUGAGAUUGCAUGAAGUUUUCCAAAAAUAUAAUAAUAUUCAACGUAAUGUUUUAAAUAUUUCUUUUAGAGCCUCGUUAAAAGAAAAUUUAUUUCAAAGCUUUCUUAAAGGUGCAGCCUAUUUCCUAACAUUUGUGAAUGUUCGAGAUUUUAACAAACAAACAUGGCUUGAUCGACUUAGAAUGUUUUAAUUAAAUACUCAAAUAUAUUGUAUGGGGUCCCAGAUAAAUAUUAGUAUUUUCGGAUCUUCAUUGUGAUAUUUUUUUUAAUAAUUUCGUAUGUCUACUUAUAAAUAAUUUCAAAUAUCAUUAAAUAUAAAUUAAGAUUGUGCUUUGUAAUCAACAUUUCUAUGUACAGUCAAACCCGUUAAUAACGGACUCGGUUAUAAUAAAUUCUCGGAUAUUACAAACUAUUUUUCAAGUCCCGAUAUUUUAGUAAAUAUUUUCUUACAAAAAACAUUUCUUAUAACGAACCUUGUUAUAACGAAUCCUCGGAUAAAACUAACUACUUUUUCAGUUAAAAAAAAACUUGAAUUUGUUGAAAAAGAUAUGAACAAAUAAUGUCACUGCUAUUUCUUUUUUGUAAAGAAAAUUAAAAAAAUCAUAAUGUUCUUUUAUUUGAAGAAAAUGCCACUCUAUUAUAUGAUAUAUAAAAACUAUUACGAACUUCGUUUAUAAAGAAUAAAUUUGACUAGUUUAGCGGAGUUCGUUAUAAACGGGUUUGACUGUGUAUUUUUUUGUUUUUAAAUUUACCAAAUUCGGAAUAUUUCAGAUAAAAUUUUGAAAUGUGUUUAAAAUUAAAAAUACAUGUAUGUUUCCAAUAUUGUAAAAAACUCUAAAUAAAUACAUACAUAUAACGUCACCUAAAACCCAAUAUGCCCUAGCUUAACAAAAA